AUGCUAACGAAUGCAAAUGAGAAGGCCCGCCGCCGCCGCUCCGCCGAGCUUCCCGGAUCCGAGCCCAGACGGCGGCGGCUCGGGCAGCCUGGGCGCCGCGACCCUCGGCGGCCACAGGGGGACGGGGAGGCGGAGGAGGAGAAGGAGGAAGAGGCGGAGGCAGCGGCGGCGGCCGCGAGGAGGAGGAGGGAUCGCCCGCCCGCCCCGGCGCAGACAUGGUGGACUGAUCUCCGGCGGGGCCGAGAGCUGGGCUUCCUGAGGCGCCCCCCGCGCGUGCCCCGCCGCGACCCGCGCCGCAGCCCCUCGCCGGCGCCCGUGUCGGCUGCAGCGGCCGGGCCGGACGGCCGCGUUCCCGCCGCGUCCCGCGCCCGGUCCCUAUGGAGGCGCCGCUCGCCGGCGAGGCCGCCGACCAUGCCUAGGAGGGCCGGGAGCGGGCAGCUGCCGCUACCCCGGGGCUGGGAGGAGGCCAGGGACUACGACGGCAAGGUCUUCUACAUCGACCACAACACCAGGAGGACCAGCUGGAUCGACCCCCGGGACAGGUUAACGAAGCCCCUGUCCUUUGCUGACUGUGUUGGGGACGAGCUGCCGUGGGGAUGGGAAGCAGGGUUUGACCCUCAGAUCGGUGUCUACUACAUCGAUCACAUCAACAAAACCACGCAGAUUGAAGACCCAAGGAAACAAUGGAGGGGGGAACAGGAGAAAAUGCUCAAGGACUACCUGUCGGUGGCUCAGGAUGCUCUCAGGACGCAGAAGGAGCUGUACCACGUGAAGGAGAGAAGGCUGGCCCUGGCCCUGGACGAAUACGUGCGAUUAAAUGAUGCCUAUAAGGAGAAGUCAAGUUCUCGCACAAGCUUAUUCUCAGGAUCUUCGUCCAGUACUAAAUAUGAUCCUGAUAUUUUAAAAGCUGAGAUCUCUACUACACGAUUAAGGGUUAAAAAGCUGAAGCGAGAACUCUCACAGAUGAAGCAAGAAUUGCUCUAUAAAGAACAAGGCUUUGAAACAUUGCAACAAAUUGAUAGAAAAAUGUCUGGAGGCCAGAGUGGCUAUGAACUUAGUGAAGCCAAAGCCAUUCUAACUGAACUGAAAUCUAUCAGAAAGGCUAUCAGCUCAGGAGAAAAAGAAAAACAAGACCUGAUGCAGAGUCUUGCUAAGCUGCAGGAGAGGUUUCAUUUGGAUCAGAGCAUUGGCAGAUCUGAGCCAGACUUGCGAUCCAGUCCUGUGAACUGUCAUUUAUCUCUCUCCAGACAGACCCUUGAUGCUGGGUCACAGACAAGCAUUUCCGGAGAUAUCGGAGUGAGAAGUAGAUCGAAUUUAGCUGAGAAGGUCAGACUGAGUCUACAGUAUGAAGAAGCCAAGAGAAGUAUGGCCAACCUGAAAAUCGAACUAUCGAAAUUGGACAGUGAGGCCUGGCCUGGGGCACUGGAUGUGGAGAAGGAGAAGCUAAUGCUAAUCCAUGAAAAAGAGGAAUUCUUGAAAGAGCUUCAGUUUGUCACUCCACAAAAACGCAGCCAAGAUGAACUGGAAUGUCUGGAAGCUGAGCGGCAGCGGCUGGAGGAGGAGCUGCUGUCCGUGUGGGCCACGCCAAGCCGCGCGCUGGCCGACAGAUUGAAAUUGGAGGAGCGAAGAAAAGAGCUGCUACAGAAACUUGAAGAAACUACUAAAUUAACUACUUCUUUGCAUUCACAGCUUAAAAGCCUCUCUGCCAGCACCCUGUCCGUGUCAUCUGGGAGCAGCCUGGGUUCCCUAGCCUCCAGCCGGGGGUCUCUGAACACCUCCAGCAGAGGGUCGCUCAAUUCCCUCAGCUCCAGCGAGCUCUAUUACACCGGUCCAGGCGACCAGAUGGACACAGAUUAUCAGUAUAAACUGGACUUCCUCCUGCAGGAGAAAGGCGGUUACAUUCCCUCAGGACCCAUCACCACCAUCCAUGAAAACGAAGUGGUCAAGUCCCCCGGCCAGCCAGGCCAGAGCGGUCCCUGUGGGGCGGCGGCCACAGCCGCAGGCCACCCUCCCCCGCUGACUGAGGCCCCCACGUCGGUGACGUCCCUGUCCUCGCGGUCCUCCCUCUCCUCCCUGUCCCCCCCUGGCUCUCCCUUGGUCUUGGAAGGCGCGUUUCCCAUGUCUUCUCAUGACAGCCCUCUCCAUCAGUUCACUGCGGACUUUGAAGACUGUGAACUGAGUGGUCAUUUUGCAGACAUUGGCCUCGGUGAAAAUCCGAUGUUGCUGGAUUCCAGUUCAGGAGGCACAUCCCACACUCUUCUAGAGGAUAAGGACCUCCACGAGUGUGCUGGGGAGCCCAUGUAUGAAGGAACUGCAGAUGUGGAAAAAUCAUUACCAAAAAGAAGAGUCCUCCACUUGCUUGGGGAGAAAGCCACUUGUGUGUCAGCUGCCGUAUCUGACGAGUCUGUGGCUGGAGACAGCGGGGUCUACGAAGCUUUCGUGAAACAGCCUAGUGAGGUUGAAGACGUUACCUACAGCGAAGAGGACGUCGCCGUCUUGGAGACGGCGCAGGUGCAGAUCGGACUCAGAUAUGACGCGAAAAGGUCAAGCUUCAUGGUGAUUUUAGCACAACUCCGAAAUCUUCAUGCCUUCUUGAUACCUCAUACUUCAAAAGUGUAUUUCAGGGUCGCCCUGCUGCCCUCCUCAACUGACGUCAGCUGUCUGUUUCGAACAAAAGUCCACCCAGCCACAGAAUCCAUUUUAUUCCAUGAUGUCUUCAGAGUGGCCAUUUCCCAAACAGCCUUACAGCAGAAGACGCUGAGGGUGGAUCUUUGCUCUGUCAGUAAACCUCGAAGGGAAGAAUGCCUGGCUGGAACUCAGAUCAGUUUGGCAGAUUUACCAUUUUCCAGUGAGAUUUUCACUCUGUGGUAUAACUUGCUUCCUUCUAAGCAAAUGCCUUGUAAAAAGAAUGAAGAGGAAAAUGAGGGUACUGCAUACCAGCCAGACCAGCCAUUGGUAGAGUCUAUAGACUUGGAUGCGGUGUCAGCCUUACUUGCAAGGACAUCAGCUGAGCUACUGGCUGUGGAACAAGAAUUAGCACACGAAGAACCGGGGCAGGAAGACGAGCACAGGGGUCCAGACGGAGACUGGCUAACCAUGCUCAGAGAGGCCUCUGAUGAAAUUGUGGCCGAAGAAGAGGCUGAAGGUCAAUUGCCAGAGGGCAGUGGCUGUACAGAAGACAUAAGCUCCUGCCAGCGUAUGCCUGAGAUGGAGAAAGACACAGCACGGGGAGGGGACAACCAUGCCCAGGACCUGGGGAACCAGCCCCCCACCGGGGCAGCCACGCUUGUUGAUAAAGAGACGAACACCGACGAGGCAGGUGCCAGCGCGGCCGUUCGGCCCAAAGACCGCAGCAGCCUGAGCGGGCGGCAGCGGCCGGUGGUGAGGAGCAGCGUGAUCGUGCGCUCGCAGACCUUCUCGCCGGGCCAGCGGUACCAGCACGUCUGCAGGUUGAAUCGAAGUGACAGUGACAGCUCAACCCUGGCUAAAAAGUCACUGUUCGUGAGAAACUCCACCGAACGGCGCAGUUUGAGGGUCAAAAGGGCGGUUUGCCAGCCCGCCCUCCGGAGGACAGCACAGGGGUGCUCGGCGCGCACGUCCCUCGACCUGGAGCUGGACCUUCAGGCGUCUCUCACCCGGCAGAGCCGCCUCAACGAUGAGCUGCAGGCCCUCAGGGGCUUGAGGCAAAAGCUGGAGGACCUGAAAGCCCGGGGGGAGACCGACCUUCCCGCGGGCGUGCUGGAAGAUGAGAGGUUCCAGAGGCUCCUGAAACAGGCUGAGAAGCAGGCUGAACAGUCAGAAGAAGAGCAGAAGCAAGGCUUGAAUGCAGAGAAAUUGAUGAGGCAGGUCUCCAAGGAUGUGUGUCGGCUCCGCGAGCAGAGCCGGCAGGUGCCCCGGCAGGUGCAGAACUUCAGGGAGAAGAUUGCCUACUUCACCAGAGCAAAGAUCAGCUUCCCAUCCCUGCCAGCUGACGACGUAUGAUUACACGGCUGAGGAAGUCAGCCCUUCACCUGCUCAUUUCCUAGGGAGGGCGAAAGACUGAACAUUGGCCUUGUUUGGGGGGCGGUGGGGGCGGUGGGGUGGGAGGGACCUUUUGUAACAUAACUGCCAACCCUUAAAGAGGUUUUCUUUCACACCAGAUCUUCAACAUGUUAAUUUGUAAAGUACCUUAAAUAUAAUUCUUAUAUGUUUAAAAAAGAAAAAUUAGCUGACCCAACUGGGAGAAUCUGGUACCCAGACACUGUACAGUCUGUGAGUAUUGCCGGUGGGCUGUAUUUUGUAAAAAUGGAAUCCGGGCAGCCCCCGGCGUGUGUCCUGUUGAACCGACUAUAGAGAAAUAACUCAGUUUAGCAGAAGGUGGCUUUUGCUUUUCCUCUGUCGUCUGGUGAGUGUGAAGCUGGCAGCCAGCCAUGCGCAUUCUGUACUGGAGAGCAGCUCUCUGAGUGUGCAGGUGACCUGAGUCGGAGCUUCAGUGCCGAGUCCCAGGCCCACGCAGGGCAGGGGCUGCACACACUCCGUCACCUGUGCGGGAGCACUUUGUUUCCUUAAAACAAUUUCCUUUUUGUCCUUUUCUGUUUGUCUAAAGAAAGCAGAAACAAAAUGCUGGGUGCAAGAAUAGAAGAACACAAAAGAGCAGCAGCCCUGGCUCCGCCGAAGGCCUCAUGAUUUAUGACCGUAAGCAGAGAGCCGGGUGCCCAGGAACCACACACGCAGGCUCAGCGGCGGGUGCGAACCCAGCCUGGCUGUGCACAAGUGGUCAGAUGGGUUGCCCUGGUGGUGUUUGGCCUCCGUGUGAGGAUGGGGCCAGGCAGAGGUCCAGGGGCCAGUGUUCUAAGGACCAGCGGUGCCGGCAGCGUGAGGGGAGACAUGAGCGCACAGGUGGUGGACAGGAACAGAGGGGAGGGGUCCGGACUGAAUCAGGGAGGCCAAAAAAUGCUUGGAUUACCUUAUUCAACAGCUUUCUCCCUUUUCCUAGGAAUUACUUUGCAGCCCCCAUUUCCAGGAGAUCCUCUCAUCUGUGGUAAGGACAGUUGGAGGCAGAGAGGCGUGUGCCUGGGGACAUUAUUAAUUUGAAGUAUAGACUGUCAUUUGCUCAAAAGAACACUUCCUAGAUGAGCAAGUUGAGAGAGAGAAACGGACUGAAGUGCCCUCCAGGGUGGAGUUUUAGCUCCCCCACCCAGGCACUUCUUAAACACAUCCCCAGUACAGCUCUGCCAGCAUAAAGACUUUUAAAAUAAAGAGUAUUUAUGCGAUUGAAACCACACUUAUUACUUAGUCCAUCAUACUGGAAGAGGCAGGUUUUGGUUAACCAUCAAAUAUAGCAAACUAAAUCAAUUUUUUUUUUGGAAAUGCAAGAAUCAUCUUAAAGGAAUGGGCCCCUUAAAAAAAAAGUUCUGUUCCUAAGCUAGAAUCCUCAUUAGCAAGAAUUUUUCUUUCCUUGAAAGUAAUUAUACAUAUUUUGGAAAGUUCAUUUUACCACAGUCAAAAUUCAAAUUAAGCAAUUUCUGAGCCUAGAACUUUAAUUAUGUUUUCUUUAAGUGUCUCCCACCACUUAACAUACAAAUGUCUUUAAAGCCGUAACUGGAUGUGACCCUGCUUUGAAGAAAACCCAGCCUCAUGGAGUGACUGAGCACAGUCCUUCCAGGCUGCCCAAUGUGUUGGAUGACUAAGGACAGCUAGAAAAAGAGCACCAUUCAUCCUUGUCAAGGUCAAAUGUGAAAGACAGAAGUUUAUUUAAUGUAGAGUUAAAUGAAGGUCAGCUGUUUCCAGCUUCUUAGUUUGACCAUGAAAAAUGUUUAUAGAAUUAUGUGUAGUUGUACCGUACGAUUUUAUUUUCUUCAUUUAUUUAUUUACGGUCUUAUUUAUGUACUGUUUAAUAUAUAGUUCGGUUCUGGCCAUUUUAAAUGUUUGACAUAGAAGAGGCUAUAUUGGAAUAUUUACAGCUUUAUAAAUCUUCAUCAGAUUAGCUGUUAACUUUUUGUAAUACAAAAAGUUUCAGGCAAGUAUAAAAGAAUAAAAUCUGUCUCAGGCUGGUCGUUAACAGUUUUGUCCAAAAUGUUUUGGGUUUUAUUUUAUAACAUUUGCUCAUUUCUAAUAUGAAAGACAAAAUUACUUUAAUAUAAUCGUUCUCCACACUUUAAAAAUCAGCAAUAGUGUUAUGUAUUUAUAGGCAGCUUUUAACAAUCCUGUCAUAUUUGUACUAACCCCAAUGAUUCACAGUGACAAACCAUUUUAAUAACUUGAUCACAAAACCAUAUGGACAAUAUGAAUUUUAAUAUUAUAAAUACAAUUUUUUAAGGUAGAAUUUAUUCUGCACAGGGUAAAACGAAUGUAAUAUUUAGUUCUCAAGUUUGAAUUAUCACUAUGUUAUUACAGUUUUGUAUAUCAGAAUCUAAGUGUUACAGGUACAAACAGAAUUUUGGUAGCCGAAUGAACAAAGUUUAGCUGAAUCUGUCUGUAGCAUGCAAAUCAAAUAAAUUUUUAAAAAAUUUUUUGCUAUUACUUUAUAAUUGUAUUAAAUAUCAAAAGCUCAGGACUGAACUAAAUAUUUAAUCAGGUUAAAUUCUGACUAUAUUUCUGUUUUAAUUUGUACAAGUAUGCAAAUACAUCACAUAGAUUAACUUUGG
Manis pentadactyla (Chinese pangolin) is the source of this 6626-nucleotide messenger RNA. It is a transcript of the gene WWC2, whose product is annotated as WW and C2 domain containing 2. Gene Ontology annotation, molecular function: molecular adaptor activity; kinase binding. Lineage: Eukaryota; Metazoa; Chordata; Mammalia; Pholidota; Manidae. The record is from RefSeq and is a predicted model, not a curated record. The coding region runs from base 1 to 3981 and encodes 1326 amino acids. Gene Ontology annotation, cellular component: cytoplasm. The transcript is spliced from 23 exons. Gene Ontology annotation, biological process: regulation of DNA-templated transcription; regulation of hippo signaling; cell migration.